Triplophysa rosa is the source of this 1099-nucleotide messenger RNA. RefSeq lists its product as uncharacterized. The coding region runs from base 266 to 1099 and encodes 277 amino acids. The transcript is spliced from 3 exons. Lineage: Eukaryota; Metazoa; Chordata; Actinopteri; Cypriniformes; Nemacheilidae. The record is from RefSeq and is a predicted model, not a curated record.
CGCGUUAAAGGGACAUUGACCAUUGUGUGUGCGUGUGUGUGUGUGUGCGUGUCUCUGUGUCUGUGUGUGUUGGUGCGUGUUGUGUGUGCGGAGUGUUUUGUGUGUGGGUGUGUCUGUCUUCUGUGUUUCAACCUUUUCUUGUUUUUGCAGGUACAACUUUGAUUGUUUUGCUUGUAGUCAAUGUGUCUCAUGUACAGCUGCUUUGUAACAAUGAAAAUUGUAAAAGCGCUAUAUAAAUAAAGUUGAGUUGAGUUGACCAAUUUAAAUGUUUUACGUACCACGGAAGUUUAACCUGCGGUUCGUGCUAUUUCAGCUGUUUAAUUAUUGUCACUCACUAGAAAACAGCUUAAAUUACGUGCAAAUUAAGUUUGUUGUCAUUUCAGGAAAUGGACGAAUGUCUGAGAGACAAUUCAUGGAAGUGCCAGUGGAGGUUUGGAGAGAUAAGAGGAAAUCUUUCUCAGCAGACGAAGAUCCGAGCAGCAUGGACAUUCGGAUGGACAUCGCACUCCUAAAAGAGCAAUACAAUUCCAUUAGAGACAAACAGAGACGAGAACCUCAAGUGGUGUGUUUCAAGAAAGAUGUAAACAGUGAGGAGAUAAGCAGCAAAGCUCUAGUGGAUGCGGUUCCUGUGGCCCAGAUCAAACAAACACCUUUAUCAGACACUUCUGUCCUAGAAACCCAGUUUAACGCCACUGAGGAUUCUGACAGCGGCCUGUGGCGCACACACCUGGAUGUGUACCGCAUGACACACGCAUCCAACAGCACCGAACAUGCCAGUCACACGUCAGACUUCAGUGAUGAUGUCACAGAUGAUACUGUGUCCACCGAUGACUCCAGCACAGAUUUAAGAGAGUAUGUAUCUCAGGACUCGGACACCUGCGACAGAAACCACAGUCUCAACAACAGCACGUCAAUGACCAGCAGCGGCCUGAGCUCCAGAAAGAUGUCCUCGCCUGCACGUCUGUCCCGUCAGCUGAGUUUUGGGAGCUAUCGGUCCUGUCCCACACCUGCAGGAUCACAAUAUUACCCCUUCCCUCAGAUGAAAUGUCUGAAGAAGUCUGAGACAGCCAGGAGGCUUGGCUUGUAUUCUUCAUUUUAA